CUUCAUUGUAUGAAUCUCGCUCCGUAAUUUGAAGUUGAACUUACGGCCUGCAACACCGCCAUAACUGCAGUAACAUAUGACUGCAGGAAGUACUGAUAAUCUUUUCAACCACUUCACUCUAUUCAUAUCACGAUGGCCUCAGCCGUUUGGGAUGCAGCGGAUGUGUUACAGGUUUACCAUCACCACAAAUGCAUCGGUAUCACCACAAGAAAAGACCGCUGUUCGUUGAAUAUCAAGGAACCAAGCCUUUCGGCAAUCGCUCCGUUGCUCGACCGGAUGUCGCGAAACUCUCCGGAAUUUGUUACGAAACAGACUCUGUUCCAGCUAGCUUAUUUGUGCCUCUGUGAGACUUACCAUGCAAAGGACGCGCACAAAUUCGUGGGACAUUGGACAAGCGUGGUAAACGAGGUAGUAUCCGUGGAGCGACAGAAGAUUGCCAAGCGAAACGAAGUCACGACACAAUUCCAACAGAUAUUGACAUUGCAACCGCUUGUUUUAGAACUCCAAGAACAUCUUGGUGCGGAAAGACGGGCAAAUACUGAGACACAGAAGCAGUACAAGCGGGACGUUAAAGGAUUGCAAGAUGAGAUCAUGAAUCUAGAACAAGAGCUCCAAGAAAGCAAGGAUCGUAACAAUGUUGCGGAAGGUAGAUUAGCAGCCACGAGAAGAAACCUGGAACAGCUUCAACGCCAGGCAAUGAACGAUUUGCUCGCUCGCAACAGGCUAGAAAUGGAGAACAAAUCUCUGAAAGCGGAAAUGGUCGAUGCGCAAAAGAAGCUUGAUGACUAUUUGUCGGUCAAAGAGCAGAAUCGUGAUCUUGGUGAUCAAGUCAAAUCCUUUGAGCAAAAGAUUAAACAAUACUUGGCCAUCGUGGAGGAUACAGCAAACAAAGCCAAUGCGAGCGAAGAGAAAGUCACAACUGAACGUGCUGCAAAAGAGGCCAUGGAAAACCGUUACAAGGCUCAGAUUUCUGAACAAAUGGCUGAGAUCGCAGGACUCAAGAGUCACAGGGAGGAAUUGGAACAGUCUGUUGCUCGAUUUCAAGCAAGUGUCAAGACGUGCUGGUGGCAUAGGUUCCGGGCAUGGAAGGACCGGUUUCGGGAGAGGAACAGAUCAGGGUCUUGGGUAAGUAUUACGGAUGAAUCGGCCGAGAAUGUCACUCUUAGGACAUACGGUUGAUACAUACAUAAUGUAGAACAAGUCUUUGAGGUCAAUCUUCCGGUGACUAUAGUUCUUCAACCGGUCUUAGAAUAUGACGUUCACAUAAUAGUGAUGACUAAGUCUUCACAGGCUAACUCAUUAGCAUACCCACGGAG
Molecule: messenger RNA, 1316 nt
Organism: Fusarium odoratissimum NRRL 54006
Lineage: Eukaryota; Fungi; Ascomycota; Sordariomycetes; Hypocreales; Nectriaceae
Exons: 1
Coding region: 133-1179 (348 amino acids)
Source: RefSeq, a predicted model, not a curated record